UGAUACAUGUGCUGGGAGCUGUCGAGCACCUCCCCCUCCUUGCAACACAAUCCACAGCUGCCGCUGCUGCUGUUGCUCCAUGGUCUUGGCAUUGCCUCUGUGGGUCUAGUUCCUGAGCUUCAGCUAUGGCAUCUGCCGCUGCACCCACCUCCAUGGCAGCACGAUUCGCCUCCAUGUCGGUCUCCUCAACCACCACCCCCACCUCUGCUGUCAAGCUCUCGUCCUCCUUCACCGGGAACAGCGCGUCGCUCUUAUCUCUCCGGAGGCGCGUCACCGUGCCCCUUGUUCGCCCUCGCAACUUGCAAGUGCAUGCCAAGGGUGGCUUCAUUCCCGCCGAGCACCGGUGGAUGUACGAAGGCAUUGAGAAGAUGGGCCCUGAUGUCUGGAAUUCGACCUAUUACCCCAAGGCAGACGACCACAAGAAUGUGGAGAAAAAGUGGUAUAUAGUGGACGCGGCUGACAAGCGCCUUGGUCGCUUGGCGUCCACAAUUGCUAUUCAUAUUCGUGGAAAGGAUGUGCCCUCUUUUACUCCUUCCACUGAUAUGGGCGCCUACGUUGUCGUCAUUAAUGCGGGUAAGGUUGCGGUAACCGGGAAGAAGAGGGACCAGAAGCUCUACAGGAGGCAUUCGGGCAGGCCUGGGGGAAUGAAGGAAGAGACUUUUGAUAAUUUGCAGAAAAGAAUACCAGAGCGCAUCGUCGAACAUGCUGUGCGAGGAAUGCUACCCAAGGGUCGGCUUGGGAGAAGACUAUUCACUCAUCUUAAGGUGUACAACGGCUCUGACCAUCCUCAUGUUGCCCAGCAGCCAGCACCUUUGCCCAUUACCGACAAGAGGAUCAACAUUGUUCAAUAGAGUAAGAUGAUAUGUUAUCCAUUGUCAAACUUAUGACUUCUAGGUCAGUCGACUGCAUUUCUGCUAUAAAUUUUUUUGAGACAAGCUCAUCAUUAUUGAAUAGGUGGCACAGGUAGUCUUUCACCAGUUAACUUCGAUGUGCACAUGCAAGCAAAUUUGGCUUCAAGCAUUAAGGAUCGUUUCAAACAUCAAUUAUCCUUCUCAGAAUUAUUUUUGUACUUCUUCGUUAUCAGUAAGAAUUUUUAAAAUCUAGUAUUUCA
Molecule: messenger RNA, 1111 nt
Organism: Physcomitrium patens
Lineage: Eukaryota; Viridiplantae; Streptophyta; Bryopsida; Funariales; Funariaceae
Biological process (GO): negative regulation of translation; translation
Cellular component (GO): ribosome; cytosolic large ribosomal subunit
Molecular function (GO): mRNA binding; structural constituent of ribosome
Source: RefSeq, a predicted model, not a curated record